Symbiodinium necroappetens is the source of this 1861-nucleotide messenger RNA. Lineage: Eukaryota; Dinophyceae; Suessiales; Symbiodiniaceae. The record is from the annotation of a GenBank genome assembly.
GUUGCUUGCGCCACCGAAGCCCGACACGAUCGGCCGAUCGCUGUUUGCAAAGCCGAAGUCCGGCCACAGCAAGGAGCCGUUUCGAGAAAGCAUCCAGCAGGGCUCAAGGCCAGCUUCCACGCGCGGGAAGACGAGCGCAAAGGAUUCCGAGGAAAGCGAUGAGGAAAGCCAGGCCUCGGAAGCCGAAUCAAAGGCUUCGAAGGCUUCGAACUCGAAGGCUUCAAAGAAGGGCAAGGAUGCCGAGGACGCGGCAGGUGGUACCAUCGAGGUCAAGGAUCCGGAGACCUUGUGGAAGGUGAACAUCGAAGCAGUCUACCGGCGAAAGAAUCCGAAACUCUUGUCGAAGGUGCCGGACUUCAUUGCCAAAUACAAGGCCCCUCAGAUUCUUUCAGCUCUUCGCAUAGCCUCGCCCUCGCCUCGCCAUGGCCGGAAGCGGAAGCGGUGCACCAGGGUCUUCCAGGGACUUGGCCAGCUGAGCGAUGACGAUGUCACGGUGUGCUUGAGGGCAGCUGGAGUGGAGACCUCGCGCAGAGUGUUAGGCCUGCGCCACAGCGCUCUGAUGGGGCUCGAUGGCCACUACCGCGCGCGGAUUAUGGCGCGGGAUGCCAUUCUGGCGCAGCACCACCCAGCAGCCGCUCCGCAGCAGACGCCUCCCUCAAAGCCUAUGCCGACUGUCGGGCCGACCAGCAAGCAGGCCUCCAAGGGCACUGGGAAGACCGCGCCGCAGCCCGCACAGCAGCCGGGAACGCCCUCUACCAGUACCACGCCUCCGCCGGCGACUACACGACCCACGGCUACUUCAGCAAGCGCAGGGGCCGGCCCCGGUGGCACAACCGCAGGCAAGGCAACGGUGCCGAAGAAGACGCCGCCAGCCAAGCCGACUGCGGCCGCCGCACCCGCCGCGCCGCCUGGAACGGUGAAGCCUGGAGUGGUGGCUCACAUCGGCAAGCGCCCUCCCGUGGUACCCUCGGCGCCUUUCGAGGACUCGACAGCCCAGGACGUCGAGCUCAUGGUGGACAGGCCAGUUGGGACAGCCAAGGCCCCAUCGCCGUCGCCACCGCCGCCCGCCGCUUCGCUGGCCUACCUCGACUUGAUCGUGCCGGACCUCGAGGACCACAUGCUCCAGGCGCCCACGACGAAGGCUUUGCCGCCAGUGCCGGAGUCGCCAAUGUCAAGCGAGCACGCCGAGGAGGAGCAAGGACGCCUGGAUGGGGACAGCGACUCCGACGACGACGAGCCGGUCGCAGUGGAGCCGUGGCCUAGGGAUGAAGAGGACGAUGGCACCCCCGCACAGCCCGCCCUCGCAACGCCAGCAGCCCCGAGGGAGACGGCCACGGACACCGACGCGGGCGCCACGCAGGAGACUGGUGGGGAGGAGCAGCCGGCUGCCUCGUCAGCCGACCUCCCGCAGACCGCUUCCGCUGGAGACCCGGACGAUGCUCCUUUGCCACCGCCCAAGUUCCCGCUGCCGGACGUCGUGGAAAGGGAGAGGAGGCGAGCAGAGCGCCGCGCCAGAGAGAGGGCCGAGCGCGAAGCAGAGCGAGCCGAGCGUGAGGCCGCCGAGCGCGCUACGCUCGACGCCUGGGCCGGCUACCCAGACCCUUGCAACGUCUUGCAGAACGAGACGAACAGCAUCUGGACGUUGCCGCCGGGGGUGCCGCCACAGCCCGCUCCUUCUCGCCACGCAGACGCACACGUUCAAGGCUAUUGUAACCUCGGGUGUGAAACCCCGAAACGCCUUCGAACGAAUGUGUGCCUUGGCCGCUGCUACCGGCCCAUCAUACAGACGAGGGCCGGCACGGUGCAUAAGCACCACUUUUGCUCCCCGUGCGAUCGCACACGCACAGCUCGCGACCGCUGA